Lycium barbarum (goji berry) is the source of this 726-nucleotide messenger RNA. Its product is annotated as fruit-specific protein-like. The record is from RefSeq and is a predicted model, not a curated record. The transcript is spliced from 2 exons. Lineage: Eukaryota; Viridiplantae; Streptophyta; Magnoliopsida; Solanales; Solanaceae. Bases 99 to 368 code for a protein of 89 amino acids.
CCCUAUAAAUAAAGGUCUCUAUAAGAGAAGUAGAGCAACCAAAAAAAAUAAAAAAAAAAAUAAAAACACUGCAACUUUUUAUCAUCAUUAGUGUUAAAAUGGCUGGUGCACCUUCAUCACUUAAUUUGGGUCUGGUUUUCAAAGUUCUCCUUGUAAUUGUUGUAUUGACUUGGUCACAAGUGAUCAUGGCUAUGAGAGACAUGCCUGAGGAAUUAAAAGAACUCCAACAAAGGCUAACUCUAAGUGAUAUUUAUACUUGUGGCAAACACUGCAACACCAAUGCUGAUUGUAGUGAAGCAUGGGUUUGUAAAACAUGCAGAUAUUUUGGAUAUGUACCUACACAAUGUGAUUAUGUGUGGAGCUUUUAGAUGAAUUAAUUAAGAAUUAAGAUCUAUAUUGUUAAAUCCUGCAUAAUUAUGAAGUGUGUGAUAAAAUUAAAAUUAGAUCCACUUUAAUUAAUUAUAAUCUAAUGUUGUAUAGAUUACUAUUAAAUAAUUUAGCUGCAUUUCUGAUGCUAGCUAAAAGUCAUGUGGGGGUAAUUGUACUAGUCGUGUACUAAAUAUUGUGAUGUUUGAAUGCUUGUUUGUUUGAUCUAUUAUGGUUUGUACUUAUUGUGAAAUAUGGAGAAAAAAAAAGUUUGUGUUUUAAUAUCCCAUUUAGGGAAUUGCUAUAUUAAUGAAAUAUGGAUAAUGCCUUGAGAGGCGGAUCCAGAGUUUUUAGUUUAUA